Pararge aegeria (speckled wood butterfly) is the source of this 1694-nucleotide messenger RNA. Its product is annotated as vesicle-associated membrane protein 2-like. NCBI's taxonomy places the organism in Eukaryota, Metazoa, Arthropoda, Insecta, Lepidoptera, Nymphalidae. Bases 80 to 526 code for a protein of 148 amino acids. The transcript is spliced from 7 exons. The record is from RefSeq and is a predicted model, not a curated record. Gene Ontology annotation, molecular function: syntaxin binding; SNAP receptor activity. Gene Ontology annotation, cellular component: SNARE complex; plasma membrane. Gene Ontology annotation, biological process: vesicle fusion; vesicle-mediated transport.
CGCGUCAGUAAAAGCUCCCGGCCCUACAGCUAACUAAGUGCAAUUAACUCUAUUUUUAUUUACAAGUGUCCAGGACAAAAUGGCGGCAGAAGGCGGCGCACCCGGUGGCUUAGCUCCAGCAGAACCACAAACCGGUCCAGAUGGUGAGAUCAUCGGCGGUCCCCGGACACCACAGCAAAUUGCUGCGCAGAGGAGGCUGCAACAGACUCAGGCUCAAGUCGAUGAGGUGGUUGAUAUAAUGAAAACAAAUGUUGAAAAAGUGCUUGACAGAGAUGCAAAGUUAUCAGAACUGGAUGACAGGGCAGACGCACUUCAGCAAGGAGCGUCGCAGUUUGAACAGCAGGCGAAGAGUUUGAAAAAUAAAUUUUGGCUACAAAAUCUAAAGAUGAUGAUCAUAAUGGGUGUCAUUGGAAUCGUUAUAAUAGGUCUACUGUUUGUUCGAUAUCGUGGCACACCGUCUAUGACCGGCGUAAUUACUCCAGCUGUUACCGGCAAUGCUACUGCAACUAUUACUCAUAUUAAUUGAAAAUACAUGUAACCAUUCAUCGCAGGACCUCUUCUAAAGGAAAUGUAAUUAAAAUUCAUAAAUCUGUAAAAGAAUAAUAAUGUAAUAACUAUUAACAAUAAUGAACUGUAGAACAUAGCCUAGGAAUAUGUAUAAUGGUUAAAGAAUAUAACCACACUGAACAUAAAAUUAUUCAAGCUGUAAACUAAAAUGUUCAGCUUUUAGCAUAUUGUAAAAUAGCUUUUUACAUAAAUAGUAAACUAAAAAAUAUGUCAUGAAACUUUUAACAGAUUUGACUUCUUCUGUGUAAAUAGUAACUUUUAUUAUGUAAUGGUAUGGUAUCUAACUCAAUUUUGUUUAACUUAGUGUACACUUGAAUGGUUUAUUUAAUAAAACAAAAAUAUUCAGUAACUCCCAGUUUCUGUAAGGCUUAAAUCAUCUAUUAACUAAUACGUCAAUGUGGAUGAGCAAUAAUUUAAAUCUUAUUUUAGAAACACCAAUCAAACUCAGUUCUAAUAUAACAAUAAUAUUAUAAAUUAUGAGAUAUGAAAAAUAUUUUAACAAUUUCAGAAUGUCUUACUAUCGUUUGUGCCGUACCUAAUUUGCAUGACCUUAACAACCACAGAUUAAAACAUACUUUAAUUGCCAAAUAAAAAUUAGUCAUUCAUUAUGUUGUUUGGUUUGUUUGAUCAAUGAAUUUCAGAACAGAAGAUUUCAGAUAUAGCAUUUCAGAAACUGGCGGUUAGUAUAUUGAAAGUAAAAUAGAUGAAAUUCAUAUGAAAAUGUAUGAUUUAAUAGAUGCCAUUGAAAAUUAUUUCAUAGAUUUAUCUCAAAAAGCAUAAUUAGCUCGAUGCUAGAUACUUAUAAAUUUAUAUUGCGUCAAAUUAAACGAAUUAUCUACACGAGUUGUGAAAAGUUAACGCUAAAGUAGGAAAAGUUUAUUUGCAAGCCUUGUAAUCUUUAUUUCAUCAAACAACGCAUUGUAAUUCAUUUAAAUUGUAAUAAAAUGAAUAUGCUAUAUGCGAGAUAAGUACGUUUCAAUAUCGGCCUACGAAAUUAGUGGUUUUGUUUAAGUCUACUAUAAACUAUUGAAACAUAUUAUUUUUCUUAAUAUCGUUCUAGUGAUUAAAUUAUACACCUACAUUAAAAUAUGAAAAAAAAAAACGAAUUAAAGUUAAACUAUACGAAA